AUGAGCGAGAGUGAUGCUAUUUUCGAUGACGUUUAUGAACUUCAUGAAAUUAUUGGAAAAGGACCAUUCAGCGUAGUACGACGAUGUACACAUAAAGAUACUGGUAUUGAAUAUGCAGUUAAAAUAGUUGAUGUUGUCAAGUUUACAAGUAGUCCAGGAUUAUCUACAGCAGAUUUAAAACGUGAAGCGAGUAUUUGCCAUUUAUUAAAACAUCCACAUAUUAUUGAAUUAGUGGAAACUUACAGUAGUGAUGGCAUGUUAUACAUGGUAUUUGAAUAUAUGAAAGGUGCUGAUUUAGCAUUUGAAAUUGUGAAACGUGCAACAGCUGGUUUUGUUUAUAGUGAAGCAGUGGCAAGUCAUUAUCUACGACAAAUUCUUGAAGCUGUACAUUAUUGUCAUGAGAAUAAUAUUAUUCAUCGUGAUUUAAAACCACAUUGUAUUAUUUUAGCAAGUAAAGAGAAUUCAGCUCCAGUGAAACUUGGUGGUUUCGGUUUAGCGAUCCAUUUGAAUUUAGAUACAAAUCAAGUUAAUGGAGAUUCACCACUUACAGUUGAUCAAGAAAUUUUUGUUUCAUUACGAUCGGAUCAAUGUGGUCGUAUUGGAACACCACAUUAUAUGGCACCGGAAAUGAUUCGUCAUGAAUCCUAUGGUAAAGCUGUUGAUGCAUGGAGUUGUGGUGUGUUGUUAUUUCUUCUCCUUAGUGGAUCAUUGCCAUUUUAUGGAACUCGUGAUGUACUGUUCACACAAAUCGUCUCUGGACGUUAUCAUCGUCAACCUCAAGUAUGGAAUAUGAUAUCACCGGAAGCAAGAGAUUUAGUAUCACGUCUACUCGAAGUGAAUCCAACACAACGUUUAACUAUUGAAGAAGCUUUACAUCAUCCAUGGAUUAAUCAAAAAGCACGUGCAUCUAAAACACAUUUACAUGAAACCGUAGAAGAGAUGAGACGUUUUAAUGCAAGACGUAAACUUAAAGGUGCUGUAUUAGCUGCUGUUUCCAGUACAAAAUGGGCUAGUUUUUAUACUGAACCAAAUAUUCAAUCAGAUGAUGAUAUCUUAGAUGAAGAUGAUGAAAUUACAUCAGCUGCUGUCAGUGCUGUAUUAGAUAGUUUUGAAGAGAUGCAAUGUCUUACAGAAUGUUUUGAAAAAGAUAAAGAUUUAUUUCAAUCAGUAUUUGAAAAUGAACAUUUGCAUUGUUUAUUAGAGCUUUAUGAUCAUAUUAAUACACAUUCACCUGGUAGUGAUUUUCGUGUUCCAGCGGAUGCAACAGAAAUUUGCUCUGAAUUAUCAAAUGAAUUAUCCAAUUUGAAUAAAACUGAAAUGGUAUCCAUUAUAGAAGAAUUAAAAUUUCAUUUGAAACAACCUCAUUUUCGUGCAUUAUUACAAACUUAUGAUGUAAUAGCUGAAGAAGUUUAUGGUCCUGAAGCGAUCCGAGUUACACCACCACCAUUGUCAUCAUUUCUAAAUGGUGAUGAUGAUGAAGAUGAUCGUAUGGAAUCUGACACAGAUCAACCACAAAUUACACGUGUACGUUUAGUACAAUUUCAAAAGAAUACCGAUGAACCAAUGGGUAUCACUUUAAAAUUGAAUGAAGAAAAUAAAUGUAUUGUUGCAAGAAUUCUACAUGGUGGAAUGAUACAUAGACAAGGUACCUUACAUGUGGGUGAUGAACUACGUGAAAUUAAUAAUGAACCAGUAGCUGGUCGAUCCGUUGAACAUUUACAACGUUUAUUGCGUAAUGCUCGUGGAAAUGUGAGUUUGAAAAUUAUUCCCAGUUAUCGAACACAUCCAUUGCAAUGUGAAAUUUAUGUACGUGCAAUGUUUGAUUAUAAUCCAGAUAAUGAUGAUUUAAUCCCAUGUACACAAGCUGGUAUACAUUUUCAUAAUGGUGAUAUUUUACAAAUUAUUAGUAAAGAUGAUCAUAAUUGGUGGCAAGCUCGUCUAUGGGGUUCAGAUUAUCAAGCUCCAGCUGGUUUAAUACCUAGUCCAGAAUUACAAGAAUGGCGUAUGGCUAAUAAAGCAGCUGAAUUAUCACAUGAACUACACGGUAUUACACAUUGUACUGCAUGGUUUAAACGUCGUAAACGUUAUUUCAAAGAAAGGCAUAAAAAUAAACAACAUGCCAUUAUUUAUGAUCAAUUUGAUUUGAUCACUUAUGAAGAAGUUGUUCGACUGCCACAAUUUCAUCGUAGAACAUUAGUCUUACUUGGUGCACAUGGUGUUGGACGACGUCAUAUUAAAAAUUGUUUAAUUCAAUCCGCACCGGAUAAAUUUGCUUAUCCUAUACCUCACACAACACGUACACCACGUAAAGAUGAAGUGAAUGGUAAAAAUUAUUAUUUCAUUACACAUGAUGAAAUGAUUAAAGAUAUUGCAAAUAACGAGUAUUUAGAAUAUGGUACACAUGAAGGUGUUAUGUAUGGUACAAAAUUAGAUACAAUAAGACAAAUACAUACAAAUAAUUUAAUGGCUAUAUUAGAUGUGGAACCACAAGCAUUGAAAAUAUUACGUACAGCAGAAUUUGCACCAUAUAUUGUUUUUAUUGCUGCACCAACAUUAACUGAUAUAACAAAUCGACAGCAUAAUACUACUACUAAUACUGCUACUGCUACUACUAAUAGUAGUAAUACUAGUAAUAAUGAUGGAAGUCUUGAACGUUUAACACAUGAAAGUACAUUAUUAGAACAACAUUAUAAACAUUAUUUUGAUUUAAAAUUAAUUAAUAAUGAUAUUGAACAAACAAUUAUACAAUUAAAACAUGCUAUAGAUAAUUUUCAAAUUAAUCCACAAUGGAUACCAGUUACAUGGGUUUAUUAA
This is a messenger RNA of Schistosoma turkestanicum, 2814 nucleotides long. Lineage: Eukaryota; Metazoa; Platyhelminthes; Trematoda; Strigeidida; Schistosomatidae. The record is from the annotation of a GenBank genome assembly.